ACUAAGAAAACUUGAACUAAUUAUUAGGGACUCCAAAAGAAACAAAAAACAUGCAUCUACCUAGGCUUCUAGCAUUCAUUAUUCAUCCCCAAGCUAGAGCUAGUUAGCUACCCAACAUAUCUCACCAUCUUCUUAUUCUACUUCUCUUCCUCAUCUUUUUCCCAUCUACCAAGUGCCAUAUGUAUAUAUAUACAUACCCACUCAUAUUUCCAGGACCACACUCACUGUUAAAUUUAUAAACAGAUAAGUUAUCUUCCUGCUAUCAUAUCCUUUUGGGAUUAUGAGUACAGUAGAAGAGUCACUGAGAUCUCUUUCCAUAGACUACUUAAAUCUACUCAUCAACGGCCAGGCCUUCAGUGAUGUGACCUUCAGCGUGGAGGGCCGGCUGGUCCAUGCCCACAGAUGCAUCUUGGCAGCUCGCAGCCUCUUCUUCCGCAAACUGUUUUGCGGAGGCGGCCCCGAUUCGCCUGCGGGAUCAGGCGAGUCGGCAUCCCCGAGGCGCUCGAUCCCGCAAGUGAUUCCCGUGAACUCCGUCGGGUACGAGGUGUUCCUGCUGAUGUUGCAGUUCAUGUACAGCGGACAAGUCUCUGUUGUGCCGCAGAAACACCAGCCUCGUUCCAACUGUAGGCAGUUAGGGUGUUGGCACGGGCAUUGCACCUCAGCCGUUGAUCUUGCUCUAGACACUCUAACAGCCGCUAGAUCUUUUGGCGUCGACCAGCUCGCUGUGCUCACUCAGAAGCAACUGAUGAGCAUGGUGGAGAAGGCUUCCAUGGAUGAUGUGAUGAAAGUGUUGGUAUUCUCUGGAAAGCAAGAAAUGCCAGAGCUUUGGAUUACAUGCGCCCAUUUGGUUGCAAAAUCUGCUCUCCCACCCGAACUCCUCGCCAAACACCUCCCAAUCGACAUCGUCGCAAAGAUAGAAGAGUUCCGCCACAAAUCCUCCCUCACCGGAACCUCCCUAGUUCCACACCACCGCCACGGCCUCGGCGGCGGCGCAAAUACCGACGACCAAAGAAUCCGUCGCAUGAGACGGGCGCUUGACUCUUCCGACGUGGAGCUCGUCAAGCUCAUGGUGAUGGGAGAAGGGUUGAAUCUUGACGAAGCACUGGCGUUACAUUACGCCGUCCAGAAUUGCAGCCGUGAGGUUGUGAAGACGCUUCUUGAGCUGGGCGCCGCCGACGUUAACUUUCCGGCCGGGCCGGCGGGGAAAACGCCGCUUCACGUUGCGGCGGAGAUGGUGUCGCCGGAUAUGGUGGCAGUUCUGUUGGAUCACCAUGCCGACCCGAACGUUAGCACAGCUAACGGAAUCACGCCGUUAGACAUCCUCCGAACCCUAACUUCUGAUUUCUUGUUCAAAGGGGCGAUCCCUGGAUUGGCCCACAUUGAGCCAAACAAGCUCCGCUUAUGCCUCGAGCUCGUCCAGUCUGCCGUCACCGUUAUCUCCCGCGAAGAAGGUAAUGGCAGCAACAGCAACACCUCAUCCACAGUCAUAUACCCACAAAUGAACGAUGAUCAUCACCGCCGGAUAUCGUGCACCACCAGCAGUGGAAAUAUCGUUGAAAACCAAAACCAAAACCAAAACCUUGAUGAUUCAAGAAUGCUGUAUCUAAACCUAGGGGCGGUCGACAGUAGUGGUGGCAGUAGCAGUCAUGAUCACCGGAGAUCGGAAAACAGUAGCGUCGACCCGUCUUCGUCGAUGUACCACCACCAUUGUCAUCACCACUAUUGAUCAUUAACGUAACGUAAUUAGCCUUCCGGCCGUUUGUUGAUCAUUUUCCGGCUAGAUCUACACUAUAUGUAACAUAGCCGGUGGCCAUAACUUGACUCUUUUUGUUUUUAUAAAUAUCAUUGGAUUGCAUCCUUAAUUAGAAACCGAUUAAUCAAGUGGUUUACAUUUGAUGGUUUACUCUUAAUUAAACGCUAUAUAUCAUACUAAUAUCCUAUUUUACCGUGGAAAAGAAAACAUUAUUA
This is a messenger RNA of Cuscuta europaea, 1968 nucleotides long. NCBI's taxonomy places the organism in Eukaryota, Viridiplantae, Streptophyta, Magnoliopsida, Solanales, Convolvulaceae. The record is from the annotation of a GenBank genome assembly.